Messenger RNA from Dermacentor andersoni, 644 nucleotides. NCBI's taxonomy places the organism in Eukaryota, Metazoa, Arthropoda, Arachnida, Ixodida, Ixodidae. The record is from RefSeq and is a predicted model, not a curated record.
CACGCCGUUCGUACCAUUCGAACAUGCUGUAGUGCACUCUAGCGUGGAGUCGUCGUCCGGCUGCUGGCGGAGUAGGCGUGAUUGUGUGUCAAGCUGUCACUGGAGACAUGGCUCCCCUCGUGCUCGGCUACUGGGACAUUCGGGGCCUCGGCCAGCCCAUCCGCUACUUGCUGGCCCACGCCGGAGUCCCCUACGAGGACAAGAGGUAUGGCUUCGGCGACGGCCCGGAACCCAGCCGGGACGAGUGGCUGGCGGUGAAGUACGAGCUGGACCUGGACUUCCCUAACCUGCCCUACAUCAUCGAUGGCGACGUGCGGAUGACUCAUAGCCAGGCCAUUCUGCGCUACCUGGGACGCAAGCACGGCCUAGCACCGAAGGACGAGGAAACAGUGCGCAGGGUUGAAAUGCUCGAGCACCAGGCCUCUGACAUCGGGUGGGCUGCAGUGCGCGUCUGCCACAGUCCCGACUACACCGAGGAGAAGCGGGUCCAGUUCCUGGUCGACAUCGCGGACAAGCUGCGCCAGGUCGACACCUACCUGGCCAAGCACGGGUCUUUCGGCGCAGGGAAGAGUGUCACAUACGUGGACUUUCUCCUCUAUGAGGCUCUCCAGGUACGUGGCUGCAAGAUCAGCACCGAUGUUUGA